AUGUCGAGCACCGGCAGCGAAGACGAUGCCGCGUCGACGCUCCAUGAGACGGCUGCGAGCUUGAGCUUGAGCCCUCGCCCACGCCCAAUUACCGUGGCUGUGAAUCCGGUAGCCCUCGUCGUCACAGAAUGUAUUACCGUCACGUCUGCCAUGCGCAAGCAUGCGCGAUGGGCGCAUUCUUCGGUCGCUGCGAUCCUCGGAAGCUCGUCGAACAAGACGCCGACUGUGCAACGGCGGGACCGGACAGGGCAGGGCAUUGUCAGCGCAGGAGAGCAAGAGGAGGCGGUCCCCAGCAGAUGGGGAUUGCGCGGGAAGAAGGGCAAGAGCAUGCAGGACAACCCGCUCAUGUCUGCUUUUGCGCGGCUGAGGAACGACUUGAAGGGCUGCAAAGACAUUAGGACCUUUGACACGCCCUCAAUGCUCCACCCUUUCCUCCAGGUCAUCCGCUCUUCUUCUACCUCGGCGCCCAUCACCUCGCUCGCCCUCAUAGCCAUCACCAAGUUCCUGUCGUACCGCGUCAUCGACCAUGGCUCACCGCGCCUGCCAGAAGCUAUGCAGCAGCUUUCGUCCGCCAUCACACAUUGCCGCUUCGAGGCGAGCGACUCGGCAGCCGACGAGAUUGUGCUGCUCCGCAUCUUGAAGCUCAUGGAAGGCAUGAUUUCUGGCCCUGGUGGAGAAGUGCUCGGCGACGAGAGCGUGUGCGAGAUGAUGGAGACAGGCCUGAGCAUGUGCUGCCAGGCCCGACUCUCAGAAUUGCUCCGCCGAUCUGCAGAGAUUGCCAUGGUUUCCAUGUGCCAGGUCAUAUUCAGAAGGUUGAAGACGCUCGAGAUUGAGUCGCCUGAAGAGCUCGAGGCGCUCGAUGAAGAGCUGGGCGGCCAAGACGAACUAGAUGGCCUGAAGAUGGAUCCCUCUGCCAACGGCACUGGCGAGAAUGCAUCGUCCAAGGUCGAGGCCCCCCAGCAAUCGAGUGGGUCAGAAAAAGGAAACGGUGAUCAAGAGAGCACCGCGAACCCUGCGACCAGCACCCUGGACCUACCUGCGACAGCUGAAGGCGGCGAACAAGAACCCGUUGAGAUCAGGCCGUACUCCCUGCCUUCCAUCAGAGAGCUCUUCCGCGUCUUGGUGGACCUGUUAGAUCCACACGAUAGGCAACACACAGACACUAUGCGUGUCAUGGCGUUACGCAUAGUGGAUGUGGCGCUAGAAGUCGCCGGGCCAUCAAUAGCAAGUCACCCAAGUAUUGCAAACCUGGCAAAAGACACCCUCUGUCGACACAUCUUCCAGCUAGUCCGUUCAGAUAACAUGGCUAUCCUGAACGAGUCCCUGCGCGUCGCCGGCACUCUACUCGCGACAUGUCGGAAUGUCCUCAAAUUACAGCAGGAACUGUACCUCUCCUACCUAGUCGCCUGCCUAUUUCCACGAGUAGAGAUACCCAUAGAACCGGGCAUCGAGCCCUCGUUGUACGAAGGCGUCCCGCAGGCGCCCAGUCUCAUCAAGCAGCCUCCAAAAGAGAACAGCCCCAGUGGCCGGUCCACUCCUGUGCCCGUCAAGGAUCGACAAAAGCUGGGGUUGGAGGGAGGUGCACGAAAACCAGACGCUCGGGAAGCCAUGAUUGAGAAUCUUGGCGGACUUGUGCGCAUACCAUCUUUCAUGGCGGAACUCUUCGUCAACUUCGAUUGCGAGGUCGAUCGUGGCGACGUAUGCAUGGACAUUGUAGGCCUGCUAUCAAGAAAUGCUUUUCCAGACUCUGCAACAUGGAGCACAGUCAAUGUACCGCCACUCUGCUUGGACGCCCUACUUGGAUAUGUCCAGUCGAUAGCAGACCGUCUGGACGACGAGCCUCAAACCGAAGGCUAUCCAAGCGCGGAAGCUCUGCGUGAAAAGCGCGCAAAGAAAAAGGUCAUCAUCCGUGGAGCGACGAAAUUCAAUGAAAAGCCCAAAGCUGGUAUCGCGUUCCUGGCAUCACAAGGUAUCAUUGAGGACCCCGACGACCCGCUGUGCGUUGCAAAGUUUGUCAAAGGCACAACACGAGUUGACAAGAAAGUCCUUGGAGAGUUCAUAUCGAAGAAGGGCAACGAGGAAAUUCUGAACUCCUUCAUCAACUUGUUCGAUUUCACCGGCCAGCGUCUCGACGAGGCACUUCGGCAAUUACUUCAUUCUUUCCGUCUUCCUGGAGAGUCCGCACUCAUUGAGCGCAUCGUAGAGAGGUUUGCCGAGAAGUACAUGGAGAUGGCACAACCGGAAAACAUUGCAAACAAAGAUGCCAUCUAUGUUCUCACCUACGCCGUCAUUAUGUUGAACACUGAUCAGCACAACCCAAACAUGAAGGAUAAGCGAAUGAAGUACGAGGACUUUGCCAAGAAUGUUCGCGGCGUCAACGACGGCAAAGACUUCGAUCCCGAUUACUUGCGAGCUAUGUACGAGUCUAUCAAGACGCGAGAAAUCAUCCUGCCUGAGGAACACAAUGACCGUCAUGCGUACGACUACGCGUGGAAAGAUCUGUUGGUCAAGGUCCAAUCUACUUCGGACCUUGUCAUUUGCGAUACGAACAUUUAUGAUGCGGAUAUGUUCGAGGCGACGUGGAAGCCUAUCAUCGCGACUCUCUCGUAUGUCUUCAUGUCUGCCACAGAUGACGCGGUCUUCUCACGUGUCGUACUGGGCUUCGAUCAAUGCGCUCAGAUAGCAGCGAAGUACGGUCUGAGUGACGCUCUCGACCGCAUCAUCUCGUGCCUGGCCUACAUCAGCACUUUGGCGCCUGAUGUACCUCCGAGCACGUCUCUGAACACCGAAGUCCAGGCCGACAAGAAGAGUGUCAUGGUCAGUGAGACUGCGGUGCGAUUCGGUCGUGAUGGAAGGGCACAGCUUGCGACAGUCGUUCUGUUCCAGGUCAUCAAGGGCAAUGAAGCGUCGAUACGAGAGGGAUGGAAUCAUCUCAUUCGUAUCAUGGUCAAUCUCUUCGUCAACUCUCUAAUACCGCCUUAUUUCUUGUCGUUCCAAAAGACUCUCGCUCUCCCGCCGAUACCUCUCCAGAACCCAGCUCAGAUUAUCGAUCGUCAAGAGCGGCCUGCGGAUACGGGCAUCUUCUCCGCCUUGACAUCAUAUGUGUCGAGCUUCGCGAAUGACGAGCCACCGGAGCCGUCUGAUCAAGAAAUUGAGUACACGUUGUGUACCGUCGAUACCGUCAAGGAAUGCCACUUCGAAGACAUUCUUGCAAAUAUCAGUCAACUACCUGUCGAGGCACUGCGAUCUUUACUGACUUUGCUGCUUGAGCAUAUACCUGAAGAUGGCGAGCCCAGGGUCAUCGUCGUCAAGCCAGAAGUUCCAGGAGCUGCAAAUGCACGACCGAACGGUACGAGGAAAGCUGGCAAGGGCCCAUUGUACGACCCCAGCCUAGUGUUUGUAUUGGAGCUUGCGACCGUCCUUGCGCUUCGCGAUGACGAGACUGUCAGAGAGCUUGCAAAGGAUGUGACGGAUGCCUUGGCUAGUGUUAUUCGAGACACGUCGAAACACCAUCCUGUUGUGGUGUCACGAUCAGUGUACUAUCUCUUGAGUCUUUUGAAGGCUAGCAAUGAUUACGACUUCAUCCGCGCCCCCGUCCUUCUACACACAUUCUCCGGUUUCAACGACUCGCUUCUCAAUGAGUGCUCACAGCCUAUCCUCAAAGGUCUGACAGACUGUUGCAAGGGUCCCAACGCCCUGCGUAGCGAGCUCGCUGGCUCACCUGACUUCUGGUCUAUCCUGAGCCGACUCUCAAGUGUGCCUGAAGCUGCUGGUGACGUCUUUGCGCUCGUCGAGGACCUGACGACUUCGACGCAGCCAGGUAUCACGGCGGAUAACUACGAGUCCGCUAUUGCGAUACUCAACGAGUUCGCGACAGCGGCUCAAGUCGGUGCGAGAGAAGAGCAGCUGUUCGACCAAGCUGCGCGACGUGGCAAGGGACAGAAGCCGAAGAAGCCCGAGAGCAACGAGGUCGUCGUCAGGGGAAGUACAGCAAUGAACAUUGUAUUCCAGCUCAGCGGUCGAGCACCAACUUUCAUCGAGCAGAGUCACCUCGAAACAACAGAGGCAUACUGGUCCCCAAUCCUCAAAACCCUCGCCCACCAAUGUCUCAACCCCUGCCGCGAAAUCCGCCAACAAGCUUUCUCUUCCCUCCAACGCACCCUCCUCUCCGACAACCUCGCCUCCCCCGCACACAAAGAAUGGACUGCGAUAUUCAGCGAAGUCCUCUUCCCGCUCAUCACCCAGCUGCUCAAGCCAGAAGUGUACCAGUCUGAUCCACUGGGUAUGAGCGAGACGCGCGUGCGCGCCGCCACCUUGCUGAGUAAAGUGUUCCUACACUAUCUGGUGCUGCUGGGCGACAUGGAUGGCGGGAAACUGCUAGAGCUGUGGUUGAAGAUUGUGACGAUUAUGGACCGGCUGAUUAAUAGUGGGCAGGGGGAUAAUCUUGAAGAAGCCGUUUCUGAAAACCUCAAAAAUAUGCUCCUCGUCUUGUCCAACGGCGGCUAUCUCGCUCCGCCAGACGAGAAGCCCGAGCAGGAGGAAAUGUGGACGGAGACGUGGAAGCGCGUGAAUCGCUUCUUGCCGAAUUUCUUGGGCGAGUUGUUUCCGGAGGAGGUCGGGAAGCCGAAGAAGAAGGAGAAGGAGGAGGUGCUGCCGGUUCGGGAGAAGGAGGUGGAGAGUGAGAAGGAGGGUGGGGAUGAGAAGGCUGAGGAGGUGGGGGAGAAGGAGGGAUAGGGGAGUGAUGCAAAUUUCGCGUUUGGGAGAAGAGUUUUUAGAGGAGGGAUGUGUAUUAGGUAUUGUGUGUAGAGAUGAAGGAAUUUGGAGCGUUUGAGUCA
Molecule: messenger RNA, 4835 nt
Organism: Parastagonospora nodorum SN15
Lineage: Eukaryota; Fungi; Ascomycota; Dothideomycetes; Pleosporales; Phaeosphaeriaceae
Exons: 6
Coding region: 1-4734 (1577 amino acids)
Biological process (GO): regulation of ARF protein signal transduction
Molecular function (GO): guanyl-nucleotide exchange factor activity
Source: RefSeq, a predicted model, not a curated record